Messenger RNA from Labeo rohita (rohu), 733 nucleotides. RefSeq names its product myosin, light polypeptide 3, skeletal muscle (gene mylz3). Gene Ontology annotation, molecular function: calcium ion binding. Bases 133 to 588 code for a protein of 151 amino acids. The record is from RefSeq and is a predicted model, not a curated record. The transcript is spliced from 6 exons. Gene Ontology annotation, cellular component: contractile muscle fiber; myosin II complex. Lineage: Eukaryota; Metazoa; Chordata; Actinopteri; Cypriniformes; Cyprinidae.
CACAAGAUCCACCCCGUGACAUCAUUAGCAUAGCAUAAAUAAGAAGGAGCUGCUCCAUGGCUCAGGACCACUCUCCUGGGACUCCGGCUUCUCGACUUCUGCCCCUCCGCUCCUGCACCCUAAAACUCCAUCAUGGCUGGAGAAUUCUCUGCUGACCAGAUUGAGGACUUCAAAGAGGCCUUUGGUCUCUUCGACAGAGUUGGUGACAACAAGGUUGCCUACAACCAGAUUGCUGACAUCAUGCGCGCCCUGGGACAGAACCCCACCAACAAGGACGUGAAGAAAAUCCUGGGUGACCCAUCUGCUGAAGAUAUGGCCAACAAAAGAGUUGACUUUGAUGCUUUCCUGCCAAUGCUGAAGACUGUUGACACCAUCCAGAAGGGUACCUACGAUGACUACGUUGAGGGUCUGCGCGUCUUCGACAAAGAGGGCAACGGCACAGUGAUGGGCGCUGAGCUGCGCAUUGUGCUCUCAACACUGGGUGAGAAAAUGAACGAGACCGAGAUCGAUUCUCUCAUGCAGGGACAGGAGGAUGAGAACGGCAGUGUCCACUAUGAGGACUUCGUCAAGCACAUCAUGUCCGUUUAAGAGGCCGUCCAUUGAGGGAGUGGUGAAGAAGGCUGAACUAUAUCUGCAGACCCCAUGGUGUCAGGACAUCCAUUCUGUUUUGAAGACCAAUCAAUAAAAAGGACUAUGGGAUGUCACUUCUAAACCAUUCAGUUUUUUUUUUUUU